Molecule: messenger RNA, 2795 nt
Organism: Notechis scutatus (mainland tiger snake)
Lineage: Eukaryota; Metazoa; Chordata; Lepidosauria; Squamata; Elapidae
Source: RefSeq, a predicted model, not a curated record
UUCAUCCUUAACUGAAAAUAGGAAACUAUUACAUGAAGUCAAAUAUGUGGACAAAAAAAUGAAAUAUUUCUCCUGAAAACAAACAACCAUUUUGAUCCUUGCUAUAAAUCUGAGCUUAUCACGUUUAAAUCAUAUGCACAGUGGAUGAUUUCUCAUCAUGAACCGUGCUUUUAGCAGAAAAAAAGAUAAGACAUGGAUGCAUACUCCUGAAGCUUUAUCAAAGCACUAUAUUCCUUACAAUGCAAAGUUUCUUGGCAGUACAGAAGUGGAGCAGCCCAAAGGCACAGAGAUUGUAAGAGAUGCUGUGAGAAAACUUAAGUUUGCAAGACAUAUUAAGAAAUCUGAAGGCCAAAAAACACCAAAAGUUGAGUUACAGAUUUCCAUAUAUGGCGUAAAGAUUCUAGAUCCAAAAACAAAGGAAGUCCUGCACAACUGCCAGCUCCACAGGAUAUCAUUUUGUGCUGAUGACAAAACUGACAAAAGAAUAUUCACUUUCAUAUGCAAAGAUUCUGAAUCAAAUAAACACUUGUGUUAUGUCUUUGACAGUGAAAAAUGUGCAGAAGAGAUAACUUUAACUAUUGGCCAAGCAUUUGACCUUGCUUACAGAAAAUUCCUAGAAUCAGGAGGAAAGGAUGUUGAAACACGAAAACAGAUUGCUGGAUUACAGAAAAGAAUUAAUGAAUUAGAAACAGAAAAUCUGGAGCUAAAAAAUAAGGUGCAAGAUUUGGAGAAGCAGUUAAGAAUAAGCCAAGUACAUACAUUGCCAGCAAGCAGUGUUACACCAAAAUCUCCUUCCACUGACAUCUUUGAUAUGGUUCCAUUUUCUCCCAUCUCCCCAAAGCCAUCAACACCUACUCGCAAUGGCACCCAGCCUCCACCAGUGCCCAGUAGAUCUUCAGAGAUCAAGAGAGACCUUUUUGGAGCAGAACCUUUUGAUCCAUUCAGCUGUGGAGCAGGAGAUUUCCCUCCAGACAUCCAAUCUAAACUAGAUGAGAUGCAGGAGGGGUUCAAAAUGGGACUGACUCUGGAAGGCACAGUGUUUUGCCUUGAUCCUCUAGACAGCAAGUGCUGAUUGUCAGGAAUAGACAUUUAAAAAUAAUUUCUUUUUACAAAAAUUUAAAAUGUAUUACAAAUAUUAUUGAUGUGCCAAAAAUGUUUCUCAACAUAUUAUCUUCUGUGAGAUUUGCUUCUUCAAAACUCCAGAUGUUGCAGUAUUAUUCCUGUAAAAUGAAAAUUUACUCAUAUACAGAAAGCUAAAAUGAAAUGACACUGCUGUUCGUUUUUUGUCUUCCAUAUUUUCAGGUCAUCCUUUGUAUCUUUUGGCAACUCACUUGUACAGCAUGGGAACCCAUCGAGAAGUCUUUUUAAACUUCCUUGCACAUCACUUUCAGAUAACAAACAAGCAUUUGGAACUAUGAUUGAAAACAACAACUUUCAAAAUAAAAUCCCCACAAUUGCUUUCUUAAUUCCACACAAAUACUGUUGCCAAUAUCAAAUAAUGUUGUAAAAUACCCAGAGUCGCCUCACAGCGAAACAAACACAUUUAAUAAAAAAAUAAAAAUGUAACUAUUUACACAUUCCUGUAAACAAUUACAGUGAGACUGAAAACCAUAGUUCCAGUCUAUAUAAUCUGAAUUUAUAUAACAUACCUUCCUAAUAAAUUGUUAUUAAGGACCAUAAAUCAAGCUAGGUUUCUAAUGAAUUGCAGUGCCCCCAAUAUAUGUUAAUUUUGUGAGUGCACAGCAUUUCUGACUUAGAAGUAAAUGUUAAAGGCAGCCUCUAUGCUUUUUAGGUGCAUUGUAUUUAACAUGCAUCUACUAAAUGAAAUAGAUUAAUAUUUUUACAAUUGCGAUAUCUAAUCUCUUAACUAUACCAAUUAUUAAUAUACCAAUUAUUUUAUAUUAUUUUGUAAUUUAAAAAGCACUCCCUAAAGAUGUAUAAAACUUUGAUUAGAUUUUUCACAUUUCAGAAGGUACUCGGAAAUUUAUACACAAGAACUGAAUUUUUCAGUAAGUCAUACAAUAACUAGCUAUUUUGAACACACACAAACACAUCCAUGUGUACAUAGAAACAUUCCCAAUGUUACACACUAUUUUUAGAAUGGAGGCCCAACAUGGUAUUUCUCAACAUAGUUAUUUGAAAAUCCUAUUGUGAAAGUUAAUUAAAAGUGUGCAUGCUUAAGGGCACUGCUUGUGGUGCAUGUUAAAUUGCUGUGUAAAUGGCAACUUCUCACUUUAAUUGCAAAGAUUCCAUUACUAUAGUGAUGGCAUUCAAAACCUAAACCACACAUAUUUUGGAAAGUGAUCUGAGACCAUUGAUGCAAUUGUACUGUUUGGAUUUAACCUGCCUAGGAUUGUCACCUGAUAAUCCUGUUCAAACCACUUGGAAUAUAAGGGUGACAAAUGGAUAAACAAUUUCAUUUUGAAUCCUAAUGAAAAAAUUACAAAUUACUAUCACACAAGAAAUCAAGAUAAAAGAAUUUAAGGUAGAUUCUUAAUGAAGGAAGAUUAGGUUUAUAACUUCUGCAAGGGAGCUUAUUACUGAGAUAACUUUGUCUCUGCAUAGCAAUAAAUGAAAUUUUGGUUGUGCAUUUCUUUGUAUUCAUAAAUUAAGUUGCUUGUUCAUUUUUUUCCAUUUUCCAUUUUUAUCAAAAGUGUACAUGUACAAAAACUUGUUUACCUUUCUCGGAAAGUUUUUCUCUCCUGUAAGGAGCCUUUCACUGUAAAGAAGACAGGGGGAAAUGCUUUUUUUUAUAUAAAGAAAGAUAAAGAGAAGUGCUCAGGAGAAAUGGGAAA